Coffea arabica (coffee) is the source of this 435-nucleotide messenger RNA. RefSeq lists its product as uncharacterized. NCBI's taxonomy places the organism in Eukaryota, Viridiplantae, Streptophyta, Magnoliopsida, Gentianales, Rubiaceae. The record is from RefSeq and is a predicted model, not a curated record.
AUGCUAAGAAGAGCGGAAGAUAUGAAACAGAUAUCAAGAAUUAGCAUUCGUAGAAGAGGGCCGUCUGCAUCCCACCUAUUUUUUGCUGAUGAUACACUAAUCUUCUGGAAAGCAAUCCCAAGUCAGGCUGAAGAAUUGAUGAAGAUUUUGGCAAAACAUGAGAAAGGAUCAGGUCAGAGGAUAGACUUUGACAAAUCAUUUGUAUUCUUCAACAAGAAUGUACCUGAGGAGAAGCAAGUAAAGUCAGUCGGUUGGGAAACAUUUAGAAGGUUAGCCAAGGACCAGAAUAGGAGAGCCAAUUUGCCAGAUAUGUGGGGAAGGAACACCUGUUCUUUUUCUGCAAUCAAGCAAAGGAAGUCUAAAGAUUGGCUCCAUUGCAAUGGGAUGGACUUGCAGAUUAUAGAGAAAAUUUCAAUAAAUGGUGGUGUGGCCUAA